GACACACCUGCCUGGAGGAGGGGGACACACCUGCCUGGAGGAGGAGGGGGACACACCUGCCUGGAGGAGGGGGACACACCUGCCUGGAGGAGGAGGACACACCUGCCUGCCCUACUAAGCAGUUCCAGGCGCCUGCUGCUGCUGCUGUAGCCGGGACAGAGCGAUGGCAGCGAACGCGGGAGGAGGUGGACGGAGGAACAAGACGACGUCGAGGAAGAAGCACUUCGUGUCCCAGAAGAUGAAGCUCUUCCGAGCGAGUGACCCCCUCUUCAGCGUCCUCAUGUGGGGUGUCAACCACUCGAUCAACGAGCUGGCACACGUGCCCGCGCGCGUCAUGCUGCUGCCCGACGACUUCAAGGCGCACACCAAGACCAAGGUGGACAACCACCUCUUCAACAAAGAGAACAUGCCCAGCCGCUUCAAGUUCAAGGAGUACUGCCCUGUGGUGUUCCGCAACCUUCGCGAGAGGUUUGGUGUCGGCGAGCAGGAGUACCUGGUCUCGCUGACGAGCCGCGCCCCGGUGAACAGCGACGCGCGAGGCCGCAGCGGCGCGCGCGUCUUCACUACGUACGACCGCCGGUUCGUGGUGAAGACCAUCGUGGGGGAAGACGUGGCCGACAUGCACACGAUCCUCAUGAAAUACCACCAGUACGUGGUGGAGUGCCACGGGAACACGCUGCUGCCGCAGUUUCUGGGGAUGUACCGGCUGGGCGUGGACGGCGCCGACACCUACCUGGUGGUGACGCGCAACGUGUUCAGCCCCCACCUGAGCGUGCACUGCAAGUACGACCUCAAGGGCUGCACGGUGUCUCGAGAAGCCAGCGAGAAGGAGAAGGCCAAGGACCUUCCAACAUUCAAGGACAACGACUUCAUCAACGAGAAGCAGAAGAUUGUCAUCGGUGAGGAGGACAAGAAGGCCUUCCUGGAGAAGCUCAGGAGGGAUGUGGAGUUUCUGGUGCAGCUCAAGAUGAUGGGCUACAGCCUCCUGGUGGGCAUCUACGACGUGGAGGCGGGCGACCAGGACGAGGAGGACGACGAGGCGGACGACGACUACGAGGACGACGAGGAGGAGGAGGAGACCAAGGAGGCGGAGGCGGAGCAGGAGGAGGAGGAGCGGCGGCGCCGCGGUUGGCGCAAGGGGAGCAGGGUCGGCCGCGGCAGCGUGGACGCCGCCAAUGGCACCGCGGCACGCGGGGGAGCGGGGGGGGCCGCCUCGCCGGAGGGCGGCGGGGGGGGCGCCGUCGCCGGCUCUUCCGGCGCCGCGGCCGGCGGCGCCGCUCCCUCGGGCACUGCCAGGAUCUACGCCAUCGUCGCACACGAGAGUGCCGGCCGCAAGGAAGUCUACUACAUGGGCAUCAUCGACAUCCUCACCCACUACGAUGCCAAGAGGAAGGCGGCGCACGCAGCCAAGACCGUCAAGAACAGGGCCGGAGCCGUCUCCACCGUCAACCCGGAGCAGUACUCGAAGCGCUUCCUGGACUUCAUGGACAGCAUCCUGGAGUGAGCACCGGAGCGUCGGCGUUGCAGAGUGCCAAUAGCCCCCAGCGGGGUGGGGGGGGGGGGAGAAGAGGCUUGUGGUCUGCCUCUGGUGAUGAUGCUUGUGGGAGAAUGUUGAGACAUAGAAGUCCUGACGAGUGGGGGGAUUUGGAUAAACCUGCGGGUAUCGUGAUAACAACCGUCGGUGGCUUGACAUGGGCCCUGGUACCAGGGAUUAAGUGAGGCCUCCCCCCCCCUCUUCUUCUGGGCCCUGGUGCAAUUGCACCGCCUGCACAUUUGCCAGCUACGCCGCUGACCAGCGUCACCGAUCCCCAAAAAGUGCUUUUAAAUAUAAAGAAUAGCAACACCUUGGUGCUGCUUAAAGAGAUGGUGGAACCGCAAUGCUUAGGAAUUAACGAUCUCGGUUUACCGCUUGGGCACCGACAUGACCUCGACAUUUCACAGCGUUGCUUUUCAAAAAGCAAGCCCCGGUGAGCGGGGCGAUACCCCGUGAUUAGACGAUUAUUAUUGCAUGCAUUUCUCAAUCUGUCCCGCGUCUCUGCGAGGACACCUGGUGGUUUGAUUUGGGACAAGGGGAUGGCUCAAAGCCUCCUGUGGCUGCAGUAGAAUGAGUGCCUAUCAAGCACUCGGGGGGGGGGGGGGGGGGGGUGCUGGGGUGCUGGGAGAGUCCCCCAGGGUGGGUGUUGUGGGUAAUUCUACGACUGUGUACGUUUCCACGGUUUUUCGCGACAUGGCUCUCCGAUGGGUGUUUUCGGCUCGUCAUACCGCGUUUCGUGCGGCACGCUGUCAAACGGUUUGCGCGUCACUUGCUGGGAGCUUCUUUGCGAAACGAAUUCCGUUUCUCGUCCAGCCAACGGACCGAAAACGUCGGACAUCGUGCCGAACAUCGCGCCGGACAUCACGCGGUUGAACCCGAAAACGCAUCGGAGCACGCAUAACGCUACGCGCCGUGUAAACGUACUCUCUCGGUUGUCUUACCCGUGCAUCUCAUCAGCUCGGAUAUCGAACAUUGCUAUCCUACCAGUAUACAUCUCAACACCCCUGCCCAUCAUUCACGGCCUACUCCGGUAACCAGUCGACGAGGUUGUUGGGGGGGGGGGGGGAAGAGCACCUUUGUCCGCACGCGCGCAAACGCAACGCCGCCUCGUGGUGUUCGUGGCGUCCCCGUGGCGUGUUCGUGGCGUCCCGAUUCCGUGGUCAUACGUGCCAUUUGUUGCAAGUUUACCGCUCGUGGUUACAUAUAUAUUUUUUAAAAUACUGCACACGCUUGUGCUCGCUGCAGUCACCGGGCGGGAGCGGCUCUCCCAAGCCGGAGGCUGCCAAGGGGUUUGUCGUCGUUGUCGUCGUGCGAGCGUUCCCGCUGGAGGUCAUCCAUGGUGGGUUACCGAAAGUUUUUGGUGACUUGCACUGACAACACAAGCGGCGCCAUUGCGUUUACCCCUUGUUCGUGAAGAGACUCACCGGCGCAAGCGACUACGGGGCGUCCUGGGCUCACCCUGGGCUCACCCUUGGCUCACCCUGGGCUCACCCUGGGCUCACCCUGGGCUCACCCUGGGCUCACCCUUGGCUCACCCUGGGCUCACCCUGGGCUCACCCUGGGCUCACCCUGGGCUCUCUUGCCGCUCCGCUUCUGCAGUCCUCCCAAAGCGCAUCUCACAACUGCAAGGUGUAAACUACUCUCUCGUGUUUUCAUGCCAUCAAGUAUUCUUGCUGCUGUUACACUGACUUAACCCCCCCCCCCACACGCUUUUUUUCUUGAAUAUCUGCUGCCACCCCAAAGUGGCAAUUUUAUUGUAUUUAUACGUUUUAUGUUGUAAAUAUAGUUUUAAAAAUCCGAA
This is a messenger RNA of Petromyzon marinus (sea lamprey), 3335 nucleotides long. Its product is annotated as phosphatidylinositol 5-phosphate 4-kinase type-2 beta. Lineage: Eukaryota; Metazoa; Chordata; Hyperoartia; Petromyzontiformes; Petromyzontidae. Gene Ontology annotation, biological process: phosphatidylinositol phosphate biosynthetic process. Gene Ontology annotation, molecular function: 1-phosphatidylinositol-4-phosphate 5-kinase activity; 1-phosphatidylinositol-5-phosphate 4-kinase activity. The record is from RefSeq and is a predicted model, not a curated record. Gene Ontology annotation, cellular component: plasma membrane.